GUGCCUGGUUGUGUCCCAAUGCUCUCUAUACAUAAAGGAGUGUCGCAGUUCCAGUGUUCAACAAGUGUACCGAUUGUUGGAAGUUGAACCAGUGCAUACCAACCUCUAGGACUGACUGCCCCAGGACACAAGAAACUAACCUCCAGGUAUGGCAACUACAUUACCUAGAGAGCGUGUCUUACAUGACUAUAGCAAUAUACUGUGUUUUAGCAAUAGACUGCACUCUCUGACUGGAUAAAACUAUUUGUUAUACGACAGGCAGCUAGAUAGAGGAAAGAUUUAUAUUAAGUGUGAUUGUUUAAUUUCAGUGGUAUUUGUAAGUAUCUAACAUUCUACAUAUAUAUGUUGAAUUUGAGAUACAGUAUCUAUAUAAUCAAUUAUUUUACUAUUACAAAAGUUUCAUAAUCGCUAGACCAUAGUGAGACACAUUAAUUAGGGGCUAUUUUGCUUGUGUAUUGCAAGUUUAUUAUACAGUAUAUAUUCUGUACAACAUUCAAUAACAUAGAUCUGUUGGUACCCCAGCAGAUUUUCUCCCCAGUUACCCCAUCCAGUUCUUUUUCUCCCCUUAGUUACCAAUUUCCAACUUUGUAUCACCCUCACUCACCAUAUAUAAUUUUACCUUCCUGCCCACCUCUCAUGAUAUUCACCUACCAGUAAAUAUUGUUUUUUCUGCCCUUACCCUUGGUUAGUGACAUAAACUAGUAGCCAGUUCAUUUACAAAUAGCUACUAGUUCCAAUCCACCUUGACUUCAUUUAACGUUUAAUUCACUAAUACCAACAGCUCUUUUAGUUCCUCAUUACACCUCCUGCCACAUCACUCACACUCACCAAAUACAUCUUAAUGCUACCUGUUACCUUUAUUAUCACUCACUCACCUAACAUUUAACUUCCCUCCCAACUUGACCUGGCUUCCAUCCUUCCCUUACUAUCAUCUGACAGACACUCUCACCUUUACCUACUAAACAACUAUUGCACACACUUACAAUUACCAACAUCACUCAUGUUGACCUGAACUUCCUGUACGUUUGCCUGACUUUUUCAAUUAUGUAUAUAGCACCAACAUAUUCCGCAGUGCUGUACAACAGGAAACAAAACAUAUUUAAUUCUAACAAACAUGUCAUCUUCUACAGAUACCUCUCCCUGACUCCAAACACCACUUCCGAGAUCUUUUAUUCAUAUCCCUUAUGACUGCAUUGGUGAUUCAAUUCCUCUCACCUUUUUCACCAUUUCUUCAUUCCUACACAUUUGCAUCACUGACACUUGGUAGCAUUAUUCCCAUCACCUCUGACAAUGGCACACUUAUCACUUACUCCAGCUAAUGCAUAUCUUUAUUUUUUCAUCCCGACCUUUGUACUUUCCAUAACCUUUCAGUGGGGUAGCCCUGGGCAAAGACUCUUUUAAAUUGACAUGUGCUCAGAUAUCUGAUGUUAGGUUCUGACCAGCAGAGCUAUAUGUCAAUAUUACAAGCACUAAACGUCAUUGAAUAAUGGCCUAAACAUCAAUUACUCAUUAUAACAAACAUCUAGCAGUCCCCUUCAUCCUGCCUUUUGCACCCAUAUUACUUUCUGUACCUUGUCUACGCCUAUCUUCACCCUAUGACCUAUCACUUGUAUCAAUCGUCUUUAUAUCAAUCUGCAACAAUGUUCUUAAUGUUUGAUAAUGAAAAUCAUCAUUCGUGAAUCUCAUUCUUCGCAUAUCACCUUUAAAAUGCCAUUACCUUAUUUCUAGAUUUAUGUAUAUAGUACACCCAUAUACCACUAAGAAUCAUUCACAAUCAGUCCACUUAAUUUGGCCAAGAACUAAAUGCCCUGCUACAUUUCUCAAGCUAGGGUCAGUGUUUAAACCUAUAAAGCAUUUGGCAGGUGGAGACAUGCAGUAUUGAUGUACACAGGUCUUCCUCGUUUGCGAGAUUUGGUUGCGCUCCAGAUGCACGUAUACCCUGCUUAUAAAACGUGUUUUGCAAUCUGCUUGGGAGAAUGUUCAGGAAGUGAGCUGAUGCUCAAUCUGUAUAACACCACCGUCUGCUCACCUGUGUCAAUAUAGCUGCACGUGUGGGGAAAAAAAAUCUUUAUCUACCCUACUAUUACUUUUUAGCAGAUCAACAUGGUGAAAAGCAGAUCCAGCAGAAUUUUUAUGUAGCUUAAUGCAUUAAAUAGAGUGGAGAUUUAGGUUAAAGUGUAAAGUUUUAAAUUGCAGGUCACACGCUGAAUGUUGUGUAUGUAGAAUAUACAAAUAUGUACUUAUUAUUUAUACUCCUGUCAGUCGCUGCCAUUCCACUUAGCUAACAACAGGUAGACCACAGAUGUCUGGUUUCUGUCUUCUGUUAUCUUGUUAUAAUGAACACAUAACUAAAUGCUUUUGUAUAGAGGUGGUUAUGUUGAUACAAAUUGCAUAGUAAAACUUACUAACGUAAGCAUUCCUUUAUCCACUAUUAACUCCAGUGGUUCUUAAAGCAGCACUGUCACUUUCCAUUUUUGAGAAAACCUCCCCAAAAGAUGAUAUGUCCACUUGCAAAGUGAUGCCCAAAGGAGAGGGGAAAGGCAGAUAUACUUACCUGAAAUUUUCUCUCUUCAGUGCUUUCAUCCUCUUUGGUCCAGUCUUUAUCUCUCUGUGGCUCGAUCUGCCUGAAGUCCUCACUGGUAAACCCUCAUCCACAUGAAGACUGCAAAUUGCGGGUUUAAGAUGUAGAUAGAGAAACAUGUGCAUAAACAGCGAAAUGUCAUAGGCAUCACGUAGGAAGUUGUCUGCUUCCUAUAGUCAUCACAAGUGGUGGCUCAUGGGAAACAGUAAGCUGUGCUGGGGAAAGUAGGACAGAAGAGAAAGGGUUAUACCAGUCAAUAGUGUUAUGCACAUCACUACUGACACGGAGGGAGUGGGCCUUAUCUUGAAAGCAGUAUAUUAGCCAGGCAUGCAUGCAGUUGGUGACUGGCAGUCACACUGGCCAGCCUCACUCAGAGCUGCCCAAACUGCAUAGCAUGAGUGUGUCUAAUAAUGACACUCGUGCACUGUGCUUUCUGGGAACUGGUGCCUGGGGCACUGUGGGGCAAAACAUCAAAGUAAAAUUGGUAUGAUAGGACCCUGAAAUUAGCACUGUCAUGCCAAAUAUUACAUUUCAAUGAGAUUCUCAUACAGCCACCAUGAGUUUUUCAUAAAAAUCACGUUUGACAACGCUACUUUAACCAUUUUUAACAGUAACCCUUAUUACAUAUGUAACAUUUGUGCGUGACAUAUACUUUAUUUGUAAAAUGACUAAAGUGGUCCUUUCUUCAGUUAUGUAUUUAAUACUAUAACCAGGCCUUGUUUUCGUUUUGAUAGUGAUUUCUGCUUGGUUUGCAUUGUGUAUAUUUUUUCAAAAUGAUCUAAAUCCAAACAUUUUUAACCAUUUUCUGCUGGUAAUGGCUCUGAAGGUAGAAAUUGCGAUCAAUUUACAACUGAGAUUACCUCUUGUCAUUUUGAGAAUUUCUGGAUUAAUCAUUAAUUUGUUGAAAAGUGUUGUCAGUCACUUAUUACGUCUAUUUGGUUGUUGAAUACUAUAAUGAAAAAAUGGCUGUGUGUGUUGAUGAAUCUUAUCUGGUGUGAUCACUUAAACUUUACUGUUUAAUAGAAAAUACCAAAAAAUGCCAAUAUUGCUUUAGAAAGGAGCAGUUACAGGAACAUUUCAAGCAUAUAAAGCAGAUCAGCUUGCUGAAGCAUUUUAUAUAUGUGGACUCUGUCAUUUUUCUUUGCAAUUAAUAAAAGUGCCAGUUACAGAAGAAACUGACUGUUCUUUAUAAGUGGGUGCAGAAACAAAUUCCUAGCUGUCAAUCAGACAACCGGAGUGGUUUUCUUCUGUUAGCGUCACAGAGCUCAUGAAAAUGGCGGGCCUGCAGGGCUAGAGUGCACCUGCAAGUAGUUCUCAAUGAUCUGUAAUACAGCUCAGUGAGAAGUCUAUCUAAAGAAAGAUCACAUGCGCUCACGCUCGCUGCUCUUGCUUUUCAAUGAGAAGCUUCUGAUUGGUCAAUGCACCGGAUAAAGGAGAUAAAGGCAAUACACCAGAUCUUAAAUGCGUAUUACAAUCACUAUAACCACUUUAGUUAUUUGAAGUGGCCAUGGUGGUAGGGAUCUGUAUGUCUGUGAAAUCUGUACGUAAAAGACUGCACAUACAGAGGUAUCUGCAAUUGUGUGCUAGUUUAAAGGACAGAACGUAUAAUAAAUAUGGACUGGGAGCUAAGAAGGAAGCAUCAAUUGCAGCAUAAAGAGGUGUGGAUUUCUAACUCACAUAUUUGUCUAUGUAACGUGUUUGCGUUGCCUGGCUUCUCCUCUUUUACCUUUGGUUCAUCGAGUAGUACAGUAACUAUUUCAUCAAUCUUAACAUUUUAUCAAGACAAUGGCUUCUGUCUCAGAAAAAGAACGGUUGCAUUAUUCUGCUACGUUAAUAUGUAACAUAUAUGUUAAACAAAUAGUGCUUUUAUGUGCAUUAGUUUUGUACUCAGCUUAGACUGUUCACAUGACGGGAGGCUGUGGGGUUUAUUUACUAAACCAACGUUGUGAAAAAUUAAUGAGGGGAUUUUGGAUUUCAAAAAACUUCCAAAUCAGCUAAUUUGGUGUCAAUUUUGCAUCUACUACUUCACUGUUUAAAGGAAUACUCCAUUGGUGAACAAGCUAUUUAGUAAAUAAAUCCAUAAUGAAUCUAGUCAUGCAUUUAAUUCUGCUUUUUUUUCCCUCUGGGGGUAAAUCUAAAAAAACGCUCCAGUCCAAAAUAAAGAUUGUAAAAAAAACACACACAAAAAAAACGCCAGUCAAAGGCUUUAGAAGAUAUCUAAUCUAAAAACUGUAUCCUCCAAUCAGAGGCUUUUCAUCGAGAAGCUUUUGUGCUGGAGCCGUGAAAAAUAGGUCAUUGAGAAACCUUAGCUCAGCACGCCAACCACUUCCGUAAGUUCCGGGGAGCUAAAGGAUAUGGAAGAAAACCUCUAGUGUUUCUGCCUUCAAUUAUUAAAGUUAAGAUUUUUAACGAAAUCUGCACUUUUAUAGACUGUCAUGUGAAGAACUUCAGCAAGCGUGUGUCGUGACCCUUUAAUGAAUGUAUGGUUAUUUAGUAAAGUAUUUGUUGAUUGUCUGGAAAUACCAAAUUAAUUAAAAAAUAUUAGGCCAAUAUAGCCUGAUUUGAAAAAACUAUGGUUUUUUUAGAUUCAUUAUUUUUUAAAAAUAUAUGUUUUCAGAUUGGAAUACUCUUUGAAUGCACUUUGUAUUUCUGACCAUACACGUUUAUUAUUUAUUUAUUAAUUGGAAAUCUUCAUGUUUUAGUGAGUAACCCAGCUUGUGUUUUUUUUGUGAUUCGGUCGGGUUACACAUAAUUCCUAGAGAGUUCAAUAGUGAUACCUACACAGGCUGAUCAAGUAUUCUACCAUAAUAGAUAUAGCAAUUAUCUAUAGUAAAAGGAAACCUCAAUCCUGAUACCCUAUGUUUAUCACAAAGAACCUGGAAAAUUAACAAAACUAGGCACGCAUAUUGGCUUAUUAAUCUAGAAAAACACUGCCCGGGGGCACUGGUUGUUCUGAUUUAACAUGCAUAAGUUCUGCCUAGCUUGUUUUCAAUAGAGCUGUAUAUUUAUCUAAGACAUCCAGAGAGGUCAAAAUAAAACAUUUUUAAAAUACCUUUAUACUGUAAUCUAUUUCCUUGGGAAGAUGGAACCAGAUUUACAAUAUUUGCUCAGAAACGGAAUAUUCCUGUAGAUAAGAACAUGCCUGUUCUAACCAGUCUAAAUUUUCCUACCUUCUAGAAAAUAUCAGCCAGUGCCAGAUUUGCAGAAGUGUUUAUCUGAAUAGCCUGAUCCAUGAUGCCUAUCAGAGUCUUUUAGAAUGAGUAAAUCUUUACUGGAUGAGCUUCCUAGCCCUGAUUUUUUUUCAAACUGCUUUUUUCACCUAUCAUGUGACGCUGCUCAUUAAAUAAUUUUUUAAAUUGGUGAAUUUGACAACUAAACUGCCGCUGAUUAGUUUACUAUCGCAAAAAAAAAAACAGAUUUACUUACAAUCUUACUGAUUGACAGAGUUUUGGGAGUAGAAUACAUCGAACAAAACCCAAGUGAAAGGGCACAAAGUGGUUAUAGUUACCAUACACUUUUAAAUACACUGUUUAAAGUUAUAAUAAUUCUAUAAAAGAAACAAAUGCAAAACAUUAUCCUGCUUAAUGCAGGAAAAUUCCAGCUCCCAUGUAGGAGGUGACCAGGUCUGGUGGACACCUAGUAAAUUGCCAGACUAUUAAUAAAUAGUUUGACUAUUACAUUGGAGAUGUGUCCGGCCACUCCUUGCACCAUAACCACUAGUGUAUAAUAGUGUCCUUAUUUAGGAGGGAGAGUCUCUAUUUUGGGUCCAUAUCCCUCUGUCCUUAUUUUCUGUCCUAAUCUCCCUCUUUUCUAGGAGCUCCAUAUUGUUGGUGCGACUGAGUGUAUAGCAGAGCUCCACAGCAAUAAUACUCCCAGUAAUGUGUCUUAGAUUACAGUCGCACCAUAAUGAGACAGUUGAGCAAUGUUACUUUUUUAUUUUUUUUAUAUAAAUUCUUUAUUUUUGUUGUGCAAAAAGGUUUACAAACAGGCCUGCAGUGCCAUGAUAGCAGUGACAGGCAAAUCAAGGCAUUCAGUAUCAUGACAUAGGAUUAAACUGCACAAUUUUAAAUAAGUAAACAGGGUAAUGUAGGUCUUGGCAGAAGAUAAGCAGGUAUGAGUGGUACUAAUCAGAUAUAUAAACUGGUAUUUUUGGUAUUUAAAAUAGAAUAGUAAUAUAAUAAGAUAAUAAUAGCAUGCUUCACAGGUAUAACCAGCUUCUGAUUUAUAUGUUAGCAUGGGAUUGUAGAUAAACGGGUAAUCGUGCAGGCAAUUUGCACAUGUAUCAACAAGGGAAGCAUGUUGGAAAGGUAUGAGCAUUAAUGUUAGGUCACAACCCGUGUAGCUGCUGGUCAAGGUUGCCCCUUGUAUCGGUAAAUAGGGCAAAAAACUGAAAUAUGCUAUUAUGCCACUGGGUUGGGACAAAAAUACAGAAACCAUAGGAAACAGAUAAUACUUGGUAAGACAAUGUGCAAGGAAUUUAAAAGGGAAAUAAUAAAAUAAUCUAAGAAACAGUAGUACAAUUGUGUUAACAGAUUCAUUGCAUAGCUUUAGCUGGUUCGUGACCUCUAGCUGUCUGAGCGCUUGUUGUGUUAUGGGAGCUGUGAGUCAGGAAAAAACAUUAUUUAGUGCAAUAAUUCCUGGCGCUGACCGUGAGCUGUAUCUCUGGUACCCGCUAUAUACAUUUAGGGUUAAGGUGUGUCACUGGGCGUUUUGCAUCUUAGUAGCUACUAGAUCCUAAUGGAGAGAUCUGAUUGGGCUCUGUGGUGUUCUUUGGGGCCAUGAAGACCCUGGAUGGUGAGGAGUGGGCUCUGUAGCGUGUAGUAGUUUUGAGUAGCUGCCCUGUAAAUAGUGUGUCACUUUAGUGUUAGGAUUGUUAGGAGCCUAUAUGUGCUUGAGUGGGCAUCUAGUAGUGCGUGAGUUAGCCGGUGUGCGAUCGUUGACCGCACUGAAUUUGGAAAAUAGGCUCUUCUUGGUGUUCCCCUAACUAUGGGGGAUGCACGUGGGGGGGAGGGGGUGUCGUGGGCUCCCUUACUCGCGUGGUUAUGGGUUGUAACUCCCCUCCUGUCUUUCCUGACUCGAGAAAACUCUGUAAGUGAGGCAGGCAUUGGUAAACGUAUCAAACAGGAAUAAAAACUUGUAACAAAAUAAUUGAACCAAAACGUGAGGAUGCGGCCCUUGGUUGUUUGUGUGAGCCAUAUCCAGGUAAUCAGUCAUGCCCCAUUCCGUGGUUCCUGUUGGCGUCGCGGGGUGAAGGGGACUACGGAGGUCGGGUCGUCAGGAGGUGCGGAUAGUCCCAGUUUCCCAAAUAGGGCUGGAGCUUCCUCUGCCGAGGAUAAAGUGUGAGCUGUCCCGUUGUGGAACACGCUGAGCGAUCGUGGUGGCGUCCAACGGUAGGCUAUUCCAGCAUUCCUGAGCCGGCUUGUCACUGGGAGCAUUGUGCGCCUCCACUGUAAGGUGGACCGUGAUAGGAUGUGUCUUAGAUUACAAUAAAUGUGUUUAGCAAUCAUUCUGUGUAAAUAAGUUAAAUUGUUCUUGCUCUAAAUUAUAAUUAAUUUUGUAAUUAGUUUAAUAAAUUAGUAGUAAGUUACCAAGAAUUUCUCAGAACAGCCCCGUCCAGGGGCAUACCUAGAGCAUUUGGCACCCGGGGCGGAUCCUGGGCUUGGCACCACCUCACCCUUCCACCCUCCCCAAAAAAACCUGUAACAUUUUUUAAAUGUUUUCCUUUUUUUUAUGUAUUGAACAAAUUUGGAAACUUUGCAAAACCGCUGUCAGCCCCCUUCUACAAAUCCCUUGUGUGCCCCGCCCCCUUCUACAAAACCCCUGUCCCGCCCCCUUUUACAAAUCCUGUACUGCCCCCCGUCUACAAAACCCCUGCAACCCCUUCCACAAAUCCCCUUAUAAAGACUCCUGUCCCAAUACAAAACCCCUGCCCCCUUCUACAAAAUCCCUGCAGCCCCACACACAUUUACAGGCAGACAGUCACACACACAGUUACAGGCAGACAGUCAUGCACACAGUUACAGGCAAACAUCACAUAUACAUUCACACACACACGGUCACAGGCAGACAGUCACACACUCAAAGUAAAAGGCAGCAGCAAACAGUCACAUGCACACAGUCACAGACAGAUAGUCACAUACGGUUACAGGCAACAUCAAACAGCCACAGGCAGACAGUCACACAUACAUAGUCACAUGCAGACAGUCACACAGUCACAAACACAAUUAUAGGCAGACAGUUACACACACAGUCAGUUACAGGUAGACCCCCGCCCCUAACCAUACCUCCACUCACACCCCUAACGUUAAAGUGCCUCUCUUUGUUCAUCUGAAAUGUUGAGAAGUAUGCAACGGGUUAUGGUGCUCUAUCUCUUUUAUAAAUGUAUUUUUCUUUCCCACCUCUUUACUCAUCUCUAGUUUCUAACCUCCACCUUUUGUACAGUUGUAUUUGUCAACUCACAUCAUGGCAUCCUUUCUAUUUUUCUGGUCUACCUUCUAAAUUAGAUUUUAACUACAUUGUCUAAAUGGCUGAGGGUGCAAAUAUGCAAUACCUUUUCAUUCUGUCCAUCAUACUCUGUCUUUUUUUCUUUUUAACUACAUAACUUAUUCACACAUCAAUCAUUAUGAUGGUCGCUUCCUGGAAAAUGUGAUGCUAAAUCUUUAUUUUGUAGCACUAGUAAAUUACUUGUCAUGUAAGAUUGUGUUGAUUUUUUUCUGUUCCGCUUUUCUCCUGUCAUGUUAAAGUGGCAUUCUACUUAUGAGAUGGGGAUAUCAUAGUAAUUUCCUCUUUGAGAAGCAAGGUAAUCCAAAAGAGAGAAACCCCACAAAGGAGUUUAUUCACCAAGUUUUGAAUUAUUUGAGAUUGACAAGGGAUUUGCAAAUAUCAGCCAAAAUAACCAAAUUGGAAAUAUUGUCCAACUCAGCUGGUUUGUCCCACUCAUAGUUAUUUACUAAAGUGAGAAUUCAAAGCGAAUUUCUAAUUGAAAGAAAGAGUAGCAGAACUGAAAGCAUAACUGAUAUAGACUUCCAAUUCCAGUUGACCUAUUUUGAUCUUAAAAGGACACUGCAGGCACCUAAACAACUUUAGCUUAAUGAAGCAGUUUUGGUGUAUAGACCAUACCCCUGCAGUCUCACUGCUCAAUUCUCUGCCAUUUAGGAGUUACGUCACUUUGUUUAUUGAGCCCUAGUCACACCUCCCUGCAUGUAACGUUCUUCAUAAACACUUCCUGAAUAGAUCGAUCUAAUGUUUAUACUUGCUUUAUUGCAAAUUCUGUUUCAUUCAGAAUUUCUUAUUUCCUGCUCUGUUCAUAGCCUGCUAAACCUUGCAGGAGCUGCCUAUGUGGUGAUUAAAGUUAACACCGCAGGGGAUAAAAACGUAUAAACUAAGUUAACAACUCUUUGAAACUCAAACCAUUUUUGUUUUUCAUGCAGGCUGUGUGAGUCACAGCCAGGGGAGGUGUACUUAGGGCUGCAUAAACAGAAACAUAGGUGACAACUCCUAAAAGACAGAUAAUUGAGCAGUGAGACUGCAGAGACAUGAUCUAUACAACAAAACUGCUUGAGUAAGCUAAAGUUGUUGUGAUACCUAUAACAUCCCCUUAAAUUUGGAAAAUCACUGUGAAUUCACUUUGGAUUCUCAGUUUAGUAAAUAACCAAAUGUAUGUACAUGUACUCCAAAGAAUUUUCUCUUAAUGACAGGACACUAUGAUCAGUGUUUGCACCUCGAUGUGAACAUUAUCCAUAUUAGGAAAUAUCCAUGAGUGUGCCAUGUAGGGUAAUGCUCACCAUUAUUUAAUAAUAAUGUGAGUAACAAGCAUAUUUAAAAACUGGUGUUUUAUUCUCUAGCUUGUGAAUUGUAAACAAAAUAGUAAAUUGUAAGGCAAAAUAGUUGUAAAUUGGUGGCAGUGGAGAAUUUUUCUAUUGACCCACAAUUCCAGUUCAUCUGAAAUCACCCCCAGGUGUGAGCUGGGUGCAUUGUGUAACGAAGAAUAUAUGUUCUCAUUAUUCUAGGAAUACGUUAUGAAGUUAUGUGUGUAUCCUUAGCAUUGUGUGAAGUUGAGUAUUUAGCAUUUAGAAUUGUAUGAAGUAUCAAGUGUCAGUUGAAUUGGUUCAAUCCAGGUUACAGCGAGGAAAAAUAGAAAGCCUCCAUUAUCCUAAUCUGUUUCCUUUAAAGUGUUACUGUUGUUAACCCCUUCAUGACCAAUAUCAUAUCAGGACUUUUCUAAUCCUGACCCUGCAGGGAUUGACCUCAUGGUAAGAUAGGUUACCCGGCUUAAUGUACAUGUUGCAUGUUGCCCAGGUGCUGACAAAUAUUAAUAGUUGCUGUAGGGAGAACCUGCACGAACGAGUUCUUACCUCGGCAUCUGUUUCCAGAGGGAAUAUGGAGUGCUGAAAUGUGGUAAGCAUGUUUCGAGAACUGCGAAUACUUGAGUGCUUUCCUUUGGGACGUAUUUCAUUUUAUCAUAUGUGGUAUCAGCAGUUGGAGAGCACUAUUUGGCUGAAUGCGUCGAACUAGGGUGUCAGCACGGUGUAAAAAGCAGGGGGUGUGAGGGAUUUUCUCCAUCAGAUAAUCUAGGAGGAGAUGAGAAUGGUUCAAUCCCCACAAUGAUAUUGUUGAAGCCUUUUAUGUGAUAUAUUUCACCGUUAAAAGGGGAUGAUAAAGCACAACGUAUUUUAAGUGGCUCUGUCACAGCUGAGUAUGUUGUUAAGGUAUAAUUUUGUGACAUUCCAAUGCAGUCCAAAGAUAUCAUAAAACAAAGUUUUGUCUUAUGGGCUAGAGUGAGGUUGACAUGAAUUGACAAAAGGCAGUGCUUCACCAUUAACUUUUGUCAAAUCCUAGCAGCUGUCACUGUGGGAAUAAGAUAUUGUUUUGCCCAUUGCGUGACGUUAUCUAUGAAGGUCCCUGAGGUCAUGCGGGAUCCUCCAUAGUGUGGUAUUCUUUUGCAUUGAGUAAAGUGACACAACAUGGCUCUGGCCACAUGAACUACCAGCAGCUGAAGAAGGUGCUCUGUAAACUAUAGGACAGUUUUAACUAAGUAUAUCUACUUUCCACUCCUCUAUUAUGCCACUGCAUCAUAAAAGGGACUGUCACCUUCAAGCGUCUUUGCAAAAUAUGUUUGAGGAGGUUUUUUUGUUUUUUUUUAUCGCCGCAUAGAUUUUAUAACAAUUGCAUUUCAACAAAAACAUGCAAAAAAAUAUCAGUGGAAAAACUUUGUGGUUUGAUAUAUGUUCUGUAACGAGUGCUUGGGUUUCUUAUGAAAGACUGUCCUCAGAUUUUCUUUAGUUCUUUUGCCGAUAGUUAUCAGGUUCACCAAAUUUUCUGGACACACAUCACUACCUCAUGUUGACACAGUGCUCAUAAUGGGUUCUCUGGUACAGUGUACAAAUGAUAUAAUGGAGGAUUUCUCCACUGCACAUUCCGACAAUUCCCUCGUUUCCCCUCCCCAGAAACUAGACACCAGGGAGAAAAAAUUUUGGAUGGCAGGACAGGACCCAAAGUUUGGGACAGUCCUAUCAGAUUCUGGACAUUUGGAUGGUAUGGUUUUGGCUUCAGCUGUCCUUGUGCCAGCCAUAGUGCUCCAUUUAAAGUAAAGGUUUGUUGAUACAGUACCUACUGUAGUUUAUCGUAUGGGUAAAGUGUAAGCAGAAGAUAUGACACAUCAGAGGAGUUUGGUUUUAAGUGGCCGCAGAAACCAUAGUUUUUGCCAAACUGCUCAUAAAUAAUUUUUCAGAAAUCUGGGGGACAGCACCCGUAGCCUCUCCACUAGAAGCACAACAAUGAACUAUAGUGGUUAUGAUGUCAUGCAUGUCUCUAUAAACUUGGAACAACUCACUAGAUUGAUUAGGGAAUGUAGGUGUGGCCUGGGAGAGGCUAACAUGUUACUUUUAUAGCAUCUUCUGAAAGCUAUAAAUCACAGAUUUUCUGUACGUAUGUUAUUUUCAAAGUCUCAUUCUGUUUUCCCCAUCCCUUCCCAUUUCUGGCGUGCUACUUAGUACAUUAUUUACUAAACAACAGUGAAUUAACAAGGGAUUUCAAAAUGUAUGCCAGAUAUCCAAGAAAUAAAAAUGUUGAUUUGUGUCCAACUCAACCUGUUUUUUAACUAUACCUGUUUUUUUAAGCCAUAGUAUAGAUCAGAAUGUGGCAGUGGAUGUGAUCAGAUUGGAUUUUGUUAAGGCGUUCCAUAUGGUUCCACUCAAAAGGGUACUGUACAAAUUAAAAUGAAUUGGUUUAGGUGAACAUUCUUGUGCUUGGAUCAUUACAUUUUGACUUAAAGAUAAAGUGCAGAGAGUAGUUAUGAAUGGAACAUUUUAAGAUAAAAAAGGAUAGCAUACGGUGCAUGUGUUCCUGGUCCACUUCUAUUCAACCUGUUUAUUAAUAAUCUUGCAAUAGACAUUAAAAGUCAUGAGUGAAUGUCAAAACUUUGCCAGGUAAUAUAAGGUGAGCAAAAUAUUGCUUCCCCGCACUGGAUUUUUUUUUUUUUUUUUUUAAUUCUUUAUUUAUUCCAAGACAGGUCAUCCGAUACAUAGCACAUACAAUGAGAUCAAGGCAUGUAGACAUAGGCAUAAACUCUGUGCUUUUUAGCUUUUCACGUUAUCAUCAUGAAUUCACAUUCUAGUUUGUAUAUAGUACAUAAUUUGCAAUGGUGGAGUACGCUUUGCCUGAUUUUCCCCAGGUGGUGAUUCACAACUUUAAUUAUAACCAGACUUCCUGCUUGGUCUUUUAUGGUAAAUAAAACAUGUAACAACUGUGCAGUUGUGUCACGGCCCCCGGCACGCCGCCAUGUGCGCCCGUGCCCGACCAGCACGCGCCGGGAACCGUUCCUCCACGCCGCUUGGGGAAAUCCAUGAUGGUGAGAAUAGUCAGGAGGAAGCCGAGAUAUAUCAAAGUAGCCACAGAAAUACAAUGCACUCUUGGGAACUGUAAACAGGAACCACAACAGGGCAAUGAUCCAUACCAUGAAUGUCCUUUUUAUAUCUUAUGCCUUUAAUUGAUAGCCACGCCCCCAAAAUCUUUGAAUUUGAUCGAUUUGGUGGGUAGCGACGUCAUCGGCGUCAUGAUGUCGGCACAUUUGUGCUGCAUCAUAAAAGGGGUGGAGUUACAGCGGCAGGCAUAGGAAUCGUUGGAGUCAUGAGCGGGACUGUGGGAAGGGUACCUCUCCCCUUCCUGGACCUCCCAAGGCUGUUUAAGAGCCUAGGCAACACAAGGUACCAUGACAAGCCCUCAAUGACAUCUAACUUCUCAUAUUGUACUUACUUGUUUAUUUGUCCAUUGAUACUACAGCCCCAUGUAAUAUGUGGGCACUUUACAAAUAAUAAUUUGGAUAAAUUAGGGGACUUGGCAGCCAAUUUAUACCCUAAAUUGUAAUGAGCAAUGGGAAACAAUAAAUUAGAAGGACUUAGAAUAGUUAAAGACAGCAGAUUAAGUAACAGUCUGCAAUGUCAGCAUUUGCUUAGGCCUGUAAGGUAUAAUCAUGCAUAGUAACAGGUAAUUCACAGGACAAAAAUAAAAUGUUGUCUGUUUAUAAAUCAAUGAUUUACGAUAUAUGCUAAAUUAUAUAAUCAUUUAGCAUAUAUUAUAUUGCAAUUAAUGAAUCACAUAAGGAGCGAAUUUUGAAAUUUAAGAAUAGGCUGGCAAGCAAAAGCCCUAUAACUGAAGUGUUUUAGGGAUUAAUAGAAUGUCCCCUCUGUCCCCUCUGUCUUACUUUAUAAAAGUUCCUAUUUCAAGAGAAAUCAGACACCUUCCUGUCAACAGUCAGCUGGAAGGCUACUUUUCCUUAAUUCAUUUGAGUGCUGAAGGCCACUGCUGAUGGUCAUUGGAUUCUAUGUUUCUCUGUGAGAAACGUACAUGUGCUGUAGGACCCGUGUGCUUCUCAAUGAGAAGCAGCGGGUUGGCAUAGCAGCUCCACACUAGUGUUCCUUUUAAAAAGUUAAUAUACUGCAUGUCCCAUACAUAUAUACCACUAUGGGCUUCUAACACAAUGUACCAAGUCUUGUCCAGCGAAGAAGUCCUUCCAUUGCUCAUUGCCAAGAUAACACUGUCCAUUCCAUCUACUUCCCCACAGCACAACUAUAAACUUUCUUACACAUACAUUGUAGGCGUCUCCCUAAGGUAACACUGUCAAUGUUACUAAGAAAAACUGUUCCUCACUGUCAUUCCAUACAAUGAAUGCAAAUGGAUUUCUCAAAUCCUUAUCCUAGUCUAGUGGUAUUUAAAAACCCGGUGUGCCCUAUGCCCUGAAGCCAGGGACAGCCCAGCAGAAGCUGCUUAUCAUUCCUCAAAUUCUACAAGUUCACCUUUGGAUUCCCAGAUGUUAUGAUCAAUGAGUUUCUCUUGACUCAGAAAUAACAUGUCUGACCCUUGCAUAGCUGCAAUCGUAAUAUCUGAGUCUUUAUUUUGCUAUGAUAUGAACAGGGAUCUAUUAAUAGCCUUGUGCUGUUCUGUGCUAGAAUGUAUCUGCUACAAAAUUAACUUCCAUAUCAAAGAGAAUUAAUGUGCUAAACACGCUCUAUGUCAAUUACAGGAUUAAUAACUGAAUAGUUAAAUUAUACUACCCUGUUAUCAUGUCAUAUCUUUGUAAAGCAUAUAUAUUUAAUAUCACCAUGAAUGAGAGAUUUGUCAUAGUUUCAACUUCACACAAGCGUUCCAUCUUUUAAAGGGACAGCUCUGAUCUCAGAAAGUGGAGUAUGUAUAAGUAUAUCACAGAGAUUCACAGCAAUAAAAUAAAUACAUUGCAAAUGUCAAAAAAAUUUAGAGUUUGGCAUUGCAGUUCAGCGUUUAGUGAAUAAAUUACUUAAUUUUAACAAAUUAAAUUUGAAUUACCAAGUUAUGGCUUAAAUAGCUAAUAUGGAAAAAAAAAAUUCCAAUUCAACUAUUACAGUUGAUUUGUUUCAAACUACAUAACCAGUUACAUACAUUUAUAUAGAGGUCAUCAUUAAAAAAAAAAUUCCAUAACUCCAGCCAUGCCUUUUCCAACAAAUACUUUCCUUUUCGGCUAUUAGAAAAUGUUAAGAGGUAUGCUGUGAGAAUAUCAUUUUUAUCAUAAAUUAUGACCCUGAUGCAGAAAAACUUGGCUCAACUUCAUCUUAUUUCCUAAACAUUUUAUUGAUAACGUCAGCCUUGAUUUAAUUCUGUCUUUACCCUACAGAGAUAAGAGUGAUCUUUGGAGAGGCACAUCCCUUGUGCACAGUACACAUAACACAAGACACUGGGAAAUAUUAUUUAGCUAUAAUUGUCAGUCAAAAGUUUAAUUUCUUUGAAACAUAAGCUGAAAAUAUCCUGAGGGGACAGUAAUUUAUGUACGAGAAGUGCGACAGUGGCAGGUUGUCAGUCUUAUUCAGUGGUUGCUAAACAGUGGGAUUUAAUUCAACCAAUGUAAAAGAAAAAACAGGAAAAUAUACAUUUAUAAUUUAUAACUUUAUCAACUUGUAAGUAACCCUUUCAGCGCUAGAGUGCAACUGUAUAGUACAACUGUGUGACUCAAAAACUUAUAUUACACUAUAUUCCCUUUGCUUCUUAAAGGAUGACUAUAGGGUCAGGAACACAAACACAAAAAUGUAUUCCUGACCCUAUAGGGUUAAAACCACCAUCUAGCCCCCCUGUGCCCCUCAUGCCUCCAUAAACAUAGCAAAAUCUUACUGUAUUCAAGCCAGAAGCUGUAACUCUGCAUGCUGUUUGCCUAACAAAAAACAAGCAGUCUGCUGACAUCAUCAGAAAUGGUAGCCUGAUCCAAUAACAAUGCUUCCCCAUAGGAUUGGCUAAGACUGACAAAGAGGCAGAUCAGGGGCACAGCCAGCAUGAUUCAAACACAGCCCUGGCCAAUCAGCAUCUCCUCAUAGAGAUGAAUUGAAUCAAUGAAUCUCUAUGAGGAAAGUUCAGUGUCUGCAUGCAGAGGGAGGAGAUACUGAAUGUUUGGAUGCAUUUUAGGCAGCCAUGACCCAGGAAGGAUCUCUAACAGCCAUCUGAGGAGUGGCCAGUGAAGUUAUCACUAGGCUGUAAUGUAAACACUGCAUUUUCUCUGAAAAGACAGUGUUUACAGCAAAAAGCCUGAAGGUAAUAAUUCUACUCACCAGGACAAAUGCAAUAAUCUGUAGUUGUUCUGGUGACUAUAGUGUCCCUUUAAAUAAAUGCACUGUCCACUUCAGUGUAGUUCAUUGAAAGCAUAGCUGACUGGGAGAAUUCUUCCAGUUCAGCUAUUUUUAUCUUACAUUUGGAAAGCACUUUGAAUCCUCACUUUAGUUAAUAACACUGACAGUCUUUUCUCAUGAUUCCUUGUUUUCAUAUUUCAUCAGAUAUCAUUUUUGUUGCAGGACCAAUUUUACAUCUUAUGUCGAAGAUGAAGCUUAUUCUUUUCACUGUUUUGGUAGUCUGUGUAUGGAUGACAGAAAGAGUUUCAUGUCAAAAAUCCCGUACCCGACGUGAACUGGCCCCAGGACUUCACACUCGUGGAAUAAGAGAUGCUGGUGGCUCCUACUGUGAGAAGCACAAUGCCUGUUGCCCAGAGAGAAAUGAUGGCUGCACUGUACCAUAUUUGGAUACAAUUUGUUAUUGUGACCUUUUCUGCAACAGAACUGUAUCUGACUGCUGUCCAGACUUCUGGGAAUUUUGCUUGGGAAUCAGCCCACCAAACAUUGUAGUUAAAGGUAAUUGAUCUAUCUUGGAGGGUGAUUAUAGUGAUAAUGUUAGUGUUCAUGAAGUGCCUUUGCUUAUGCCAACAAAAUGUAAAGGGACACUAUAGUCACCAGAACAACUACAACUUAUUGUAUUUGUUCUGCUGAUAUAAUCAUUCCCUUCAGGCUUUUUGCAGUAAACACUUUCUUUUUAGAGAAAAUGCAGUGUUUACAUCACAGCCUAGUGAUAGCUUCACUGGCCACUCCUCACAUGGAUACUAGAGGUGCUUUCUGGGCAGCACUGCCAUUCAGUGUAUCCACCCUCUGCAUGCAGACACCGAACUUUCCUCAUAGAGGUGCAUUGAUUCAAUUGAUCUCUAUGAUGAGAUGCUGAUUGCCCAGGUUUGUGUUUAGCUUGUGCUGACUCUGCCCUUGAUCUGCCUCCUUGACAGUCUCAGCCAAUCCUAUGGGGAAGCACUGUGAUUGGCUCAGAUAAUCACUUCUGAUGAUAUCACCCAAGCAGGCAGAUCAGGGGCAGAGCCAUCAGCUGCAGACUUGAACAAAAGUUAUAUUUUACAAAAUUUAGGGGGCAAGUGGGGAGCAGAGGGGCUAGAUGGUGGUUUGAAAACUAUACAUGUUACAUACAUGUUUGUGUUCCUGAUCCUAUAGUGUUCCUUUAAGUACUCUAAAUGAUAGAUUAUAUUUUAUGAAAUAUACAUUGCUCCAAAAUAAAGUGAUAUUGGUAGAAUUCACAUACUAAUUAAUGUUCUAAAUGUUAAAGAAUAGUCUGAAUGUGUUCACUAUAAUGAGAAUUGUCAAAAAUGCUAAAUUAAUUCAAAGUGAAUUUUAAAAUUUUGGACCAAAAUGGCCGAACUGCAAAAAGUUAGUUAUGCUUCCAGUUUGGCUAUCUAUGUCUUAAAUUUGAAUUUCACUUUGAUUUCCUGACAAUUAUCAUUUUAAUGAAUAGCCCUUAGAAUAUUCCAAAGAGAGUUAUAUUUUUAAAACAGUUAACUGAGGACUAACAUGAACUACAACCUGCAAUAGAGAGAGCUGCUACAUUAUUCUAUUUAACAUAAUGUUUAAGUAGAGCAAGACACAGUGCCAUAAUAAUUACAGUGUGUUAAUGCAUCAGCAAUUUAUGCAGUACUACUGAUUAAUGAGACUGUACCCUCGCCCCUUCAUGGGAAGACAUAGUGCACAAUACAGGGUUAACUCUCCCAAAGAGAAAUAUCUUCACAGUUUGCAUGUUUUAUCAUCAAGCCUUAUUUUCAAAGCUGUGAGACAUUUUAUGGACCAUAAUUAAUCAGCGACAAAGAGAAUCUGCGACAAAGAGUCUUUGCUAAUCAUAGUGCUUGGUGUUUAUUUCGAGAAAAUAGCAAGCAUGACCCAUAUUUUAAUGUGUAUAUAUUCACUUGAGUCUACUAUUUAUUUGUUGUGCUGUGUGUAUAAGUAACCCUCUGCUUGCAAAUAAUUUUGAAAAAAUGCUAUCUCUUGAGCAAUCUAUACUAGAAGAAAUUCUCUAUAAAACCUUUUUUUUUUUAAUAUAAUUUAUAUAAAGACAUAUGCUGUGAUCCAUGCCACAGACGUAUACCAUAUAUGUGAAGGUUUCCUGAUUUGGUAGAUGAAAGCGUUGUGUUUUUGAUAUAAUACAGCUAUUUAUAAAGAAUACUUAGUUGAGAUGACAAUUUUUAAGACCUAAAACUGGUACUGACUUUAAGGCGUUUUAGAUGCGCUUUUCAUAAAAGUUAUCUGUCUGCCUUUUUAUGUGAGUGUAAUCACUUAUUUUAAUGACAAAGUCACUUAAAAAUGUUAAGAUAAAUUAUUUAUUAUUAAUUGUGGGUAAACAGAUAGCAUCCACUUAGAGACACCAUACAAAUAGUAGAUACAUACCGUAAGCAGUACGUACUAUUUCUCUCAAUGGGCAGCCAGUGAUAGGCUGAGGAUUUAUGUUGACACUAUCACCAACUGCCUAGCAAAACCUUCCUUAUUCUGAGGAUUGAGAAAGAUAGCCAGGUGGUAGCAGUGUUGGGUGCCAAAGGACCAUCUUCAAGGUUAAACCAUUGGUGCGCAUAGGAUGGCUCCUGGACACUUUUGCCCCCAUAACAACUUAAAUGAGCUGAAAUUGCUAAAGGGGUUAUAGUGUUCUUUUUUUUAAUCUGUAUGUGUCACCCCAGGAGUAACUUCAGGGCAGUUAUAUAUAUAAACAUGUCAACUUUUAAGAUCAAAAUAAACAAUAAUAUCUUCUGGCACACACUCCAGUCUUCAAUAAUUUUUAAGAAGGGUUUAGGCAUAAACUCAGCCAGGAAACUUCUCUGCCCUCUACUGGCUCUGACUUUUUGAAUAGCACCCUUCAGCCAGAAUCUCUUGUAAAAAUCAAAGGUGUGUUUACAAUAUAUUUAUGGCAGUGAUUUGCUGUCAAUUUUAUUUUUAUGAUUGCUUUAACAGCCUAAAAGCUAUAUUAUGAAUGCAAUUUUCCUAAUGUCAAAAAUAGUGAAGAAAAACAUUUGUUGAAGGAAAGGCAUUAUCACGCAUUCACCAACUAGCUAAAACUAUAUUUUGUACAGUUAUGAAACACUAUUAAUAAAAUGCUACUAGCGCCACAAAGAAGUGUUUUUGCGUACUUCGUUAGAAUAUCCCUCCCAUUAUCCAGUGCUCCGAGUCCUACUGAUCCUCUCAAUGUUUACAUCUCGUCUUUCAGCUUGUACUAGAGAUGGCCAGCAUUUUCCAAAGGGGGCAACCUACCAAGACAACUGCAAUUUGUGGUAAGUACUGCCGUUUGUCCAUAUCGCUGUAUUUGCUGCCUUUCCUCACACCACAGACUUGCCUCCUGGGUAUAUAGAGAAUGUAUCAGCCAUUUUCUAGGGCAUGGCCCUGGCAUUCUGAAGAGGCUGAGAUCAUUCUUGAUCAGGAAUGUUGGCAAAUGGACAAAAAGAGAUGAAUGUAAAUAUUUGUCAAGCUCAGGAAGGACCUUCCUCAGAGACAUAGAUAGAGCAGGGGAAUUUUGUUACAAAGUUACCAAAAAUAAUAAAACAUUUCUUAAGGCAUUUCCUACAGCACAUCAGGGAAUUGCACUAAUUUAGUAAGUGAUCUAAACGCUUACAUGUCCAACAUGGCCUUACAAGGCUCUGAGAGAAUCUUCUUCAAUCAAAUUAUAUGGAACUAAGGCCAUAGUGAUGUCAGAUUUAAUUGCAUGGCUGACUGAGAAAGCAUUGCUUUUCCUCGAGGUCUAUUCACUUGACAGUAAGAUGACAGCUGCCUUAUAAAAAUUACACCAAAAUGGCAGAUUCUGUAAAAAUACUCUGAAUUUGUUCAAAGAGUAAAGAGCUUACUUUUAAAGUGAAUGUAAUAUAAGAUUAUUCUUUAUGUCAGGAAUAUUGGGGACCUGAAAAGAAGCCUGAAAAUGUGAAAUAGCAGAGCUGCAAAAAAAAGAAUAUGUUUGGCUGAUAUAGCUAUUUGGCCUAAAAUAUGACAGCCCCUUUUAAGUGUUCUGCUAUUUUUAGUAAACACACCCUGGACUCGUCUGUUGCUUUGACUUUUAUUGAUCGUAUGAACUAUAGAAUAUAGAAAGUAAGUUAGGUGGAACAGGAAUUUGUAUUACUUAAAGGGACACUGUAGGCACCCAGACCACUUCAGCUCAUUGAAGUGGUCUGGGUGCAAUGUCUCAUGUCCCUUAACCCUGCAAUGCUAGUUAUUGCAGUUAUUGACAAACUGCAAUAAAUACUAUUCAGGGUUAACUCCACCUCUAGUGGCUGUUUACCAGACAUCCACUAGAGGGACGUCAUAGUUUGAAACGGACCUUUGGUCUGGUAUCUGACGUUGGACGUCCUCACGCUCUGCAUGAGGACCUCCAGCGCCAGAUUAUUUCCUAAUAGGAAAGCAUUGAAUAAUGCUUUUCUAUGGGGAAAUCCUAAUGUGAGAAAGGGCCAUGACCCAGCUCCAAUGGAUAUCUGUGCUGGAUUCAGGUAAGCGACUGAAGGGGUUUUAACCCCUUAAGCACACUGGGAGGGAGGGGGCCACUGUAGGAUUCUACAGUGCCAGGAAAACGGCUUUCCUUUAAGACUAAAGUUAUGGGAGAGUUCUGUAAUGUUUAAUACCUUCUAUGCAUGUUCUAUGGAUUGAUGGGAAAGAAAACACAAAAUGAAAAAGUUCUCAAGCUAAUUCUUAGCUAAACAUAGACUCUCAGUUCAGUGCCUUAAAAGGAAGCUAAAGUUCUAAAAACAAAAGUGAGGAACAGCUCAUAAUCCGUGAUCCCUGCAGCUCGUCUUCUAUGGAAACUCAAUGUUUGAUUUACUGUACACAAGAAAAUCCAUAAUGUAAUGUUAUCUACUACGUGCAGAGUCCCUGCUCAAUGUACUCUGUAAUAUUCUAUGCUGUGUGCAGUCAAAAACUGUGAUCCGUUGCUGUGGUGUGAUGUAUGCUGUUUGCUAUGUGCAGAAAUGCAGUUUGCACACUGUUAUAUAUUACAAUACUGAUAAGUAGAAUAUUAUCUUAUAAUGCUAAGCUUGCUUUACGCUCUAAUGUACUAUAUUAGAUUAACUGCUUUUUAAUUUAUUAUAAAAAGUAAUGCUUUAAAACUGAAAAAUAAAUGAAAAUAAAAACUCAGGUGUAAGUUUCACAUAAUUGUGCAAGUGCCAUGCAACGCAAAUCUCCGCUCCCAUAUUCACAAUUAAAUAGUUUAGUUACUAACACAACAAGAAAUUUUCUUUUUUGAGAAUUGUGAAGAAUAUAUAGUGGCAUGGACAACUCAGUCUUUAAAUUUUUCCUUGGUCAAUAAAUCAGUUAGAUAAUAAUAAAAUCAAUUCCCCAGGAGGAACUCUUCGAUAAAUAAUUUUGAAUUGGUUAAAAACUUAAUAUUGAUAUACACAUCUUAUUCUAAUGUGCUGGGCCAUUUCUGCACUAUAAUGCACUUUGCUCCAACAAAAACUGGGUAAGUUGUGCUUUAAUAAAGGGUCCGGCUUGCUACUAGCCAUAGGUUUACUAAUGACCUGUACAUAACUUCUGUAUAAAAUAUAAAGAAACACACCUGGUUUAUUCAUUAAACAUCAAAUUGUAGUGAACUAAAAAACUAUUUUCUAAACCUCCAAAUUGGUUAUAGUCACAUCUUUUAGUCUGAAUUUUGCAAUUUGGAUUUAAUUUCAAUGCUAUUUACUGUUUAGUGAAUAACUCCCUCUAUGAAGACGUAUUCGCAUUGUUGUCUUGGCAGUUUAUGCGCACAUUGCAGUUGUGUCAGAAUAUAUCUGUGCAUUCCGUGUGUCCCAUUAAUAAUGGGAAUAUAGUGGCCCAUCCUGCCUACAAAUAAUCAGACCCCAGAGAAUUCUGCACAGAAACCUUUCCUGUCACCAUCAGCUGUACCUCCUCCAAAAUCAUGCGGCUCAGCAAAAAUACUAAAUAAAGAAAUGGGUAAUGAUUUGGAAAUCUACUGUAAGGAAAAUAAAUGUCAUAUUAAUAGUGAAAUUAAAUUCCCUGCAAAACCUGUAAUGAUACUGUUAUCCUCGAUACAAAUUAUAUGGUCAUGCUAUAAAUCCUGUUUUAUCAAAUGUAAAUCUGGAAAGUGGGUAGAGGUUUUGUCCACUGACUUAAUAUUAUUAUGAUCAUUUGGACCAACCAUUUUUAUACAUAGGGGUCUGUAGUAAUUACCACUUCAUUAUUCCCAAAACUACAGCAGCCAUUAAGUUGAGUGGUUUGCUGGACUGUCCCCUUCUCCCCACUUUUCAGUUAAUUGGGUCCAGUGUGCCCAAGGAAAGGCCAUAUUUAGCUAGAAUUUUCCACUACAAACUGAAUUGUUGCACUAAUGUUAAAAUGGCAGUUAUUGGCUGAAUGCGCUGGGCUAACACAGAGCUCAUAGCCAAUCAUUGCCAACCAGGCUGGACGGAAUUAACACUGACAAUGCUGAAGUGUAAAUUCUAAAUGAUCACUUCAGCUACAGGGAGGGUGGUCUCUGGAUGCUGGGGAAAGUCCAUGGUUUUUGCUAAACCUGUUCAAAACAGUUUGACACACUGAACUGUAGUGGCUUUGUUGUUUAAAAUAUCCCUUUAAAUUAGAAUGUUUUCUGUGAGCAUUUUCACGGGAUCAUUUGUGCAUCGCCUCUGAGAUUGUAUGCUGUUCAUAUUGAGAGGUGUAAUUGAGAGCCUCGCCCGUGAACUUACAUAUAUUUUUUUUUUUCCAGCACUUGUUCACAUGCCGGAAAUUGGCAUUGUGAAGAAAACGCCUGUCUUAUUAACCCAAGGACCAUUAAUGCUGUAAACAGAGGGAAUUAUGGGUAAGUGUGUGUGAAAGGUAGAGUGAUAUCCCAACACACACAUAUGCAAUCUAAUCCAUAUCCUUUGUGUUACAGGCUCUCUAGAUUUAUAAUGUUACAGGCUAUGCUCUCUCAAUUAAAUUGUAUAUUUCCUACAGCAUUGUCAACUCCUCAUACACUUUCAUGUUUCACCUAGAACUGUCCACUAAAGUGUAAAUUGUAGGUAAUUUAUAGUGAAUUCAAAGCGAUUUUCAAAUUUGAAGCCAAAAGUUCUCAACUUAACACUUACAGGGCUACUCACUAACCUUUGAAUGGAAUGACUGAGGCAAAAUAUAGCGAAGAGAUGACUUUGACUGAGUUGGGGAAUUUUUGCUAAUCAGCUACUUUUGCCUCAGUUAUUCCAUUCAGAUUUAAUUCAGAGCUUUCUGAAUAACCCUGCUAGAUUUUCAAGUUUGGAUAUAUUGGCCUACAUUUCUGAAAUUGUGUCAAUUUAGUAAGAAACGUUGUCUUUGUUUUUUGCUCUAUUACAAUGUGGUUUGUGCACUUACAGCUGGACGGCUGCAAACUACAGCAACUUCUGGGGUUUAUCUCUAGACCAAGGAAUACAAUAUCGACUGGGGACCAACAAACCCUCCCCCACAAUCAUGAACAUGAAUGAGCUACAUGUAAGUGCUCAGCUUUAUUUGGGGAGGGUGGGCCGAGUGAUCAGAACAGGGGUAACAAUUAACUAAGGUUGCAGAGAGAGAGAUUUAAAUUUAUUGUAGUACAAUAGAUGGUGGGAGGCGGAAGAGAAACAAUCAAUGCAAAAAAAUGUGAAGCCGAUUUUAUGUGUGUCUUUGUUGGUAUAAAAUAUGCUCAGUAUCGUCUAUAUCAAGUAUAUAUAGUAUUUAUGAACAGUAGGUUUUGCAUAUAUAGUGUAGUUAGUGAGUAAAGUUCAAAAAGCAGGUUGGUCUCCAAGAAAAUCAAUAAUCAAUGUUCUUGUGUGUUGCUCUUUACGUAGUGGGUGAUUUCUGAUAGUGUUUCUUACAGGAGGCAAAUACGGUGGAAACCAGGAAAAUUCUUAAAUUUUUAGAACUUAGCUGGACUUUUAUAAAUCUUCCCCUUUGAGCAUUUCCCCAGAAUUGCUUUUUAACUCAUAUUCUAUCGAAUGUGGAUAUGCAUAGAAAGUGUCCGGGCAGGUGCCUGACAUAAUAAACUACUAGAGUCUGACAGAAGUUAAUGGUAUAUAAACAGAAUACCCUUUCUCCUACCAGGGACACUGUGUGAUUUUUGGCAGACCACGAGAGCAAAUCACAAUACAGAAUAAAUUAGGUAUUUUUAAUGUAACUUCCAUUAAGGAAAUCCUGCUCCACUAAGAGCGAGUUAGGGAAGGAAAGAGGGGGGGCUGUGACUGAGGACACAGAGAGACUGGAAAAUUCCUUGAGUUAGGCUGGGCGAGGUCAUACUGAACUUAAGGGACAUAACCUGCUUACUCAUCAAAAUACUUUGUCCUUUUAUGAGAACCUUCAAAUUCUCACUAGAGUCCUUGUUUUGGCGGUAAUGUGUCAAAAUUAAACCGAAGCAAAGACAAAGUACUUUCUCUGGGACGGCAUUGUAACAGCACUGUGGGUGGUUUAUGUCCUGAUUUAGAGCAUUAGAAACCUUCUUUUGCUUUGGGCACAGUUUAAAAAUAUCUGUUUACAGGAUUAUUCUUAGAUACAAUUUAACUUAUUCCAAUAUAAAAAGUCUGGUGCUCACAUAAUAGUAUAUGAGAUAUAUAAAAUAGCAUUACAUUAUCCAAAUAGUCUGGGGAAGCAAGUUCCCAUAUAGGCCAUUUUCUCUCCUCGUAACCUACAGAUAGUAUAAGUAGCAAUUUAAUGGGUACAAAGUCCAUGCGUUUGUUAUUUAUAGCAUACACACUGCUAAGAAUCUGUCUUUCUCUACACCUACCUGUCGUCUGUCUGUCAAUGUGUCGAUCGAUCUAUCUGUCUGUACAUGUCAGUAGUUUCAACCAAAUGAUGUUUCAGACAGGAGACCUUAGCAAGUUAAAUGUGCAAAAACAUUUUUCUUAUUUUAUGGUUUUUGGUUUCUUCCUUUUUGCCAAUUGUACAUUCCGACUUCCGAGCUGAGCUAUCCUGAUAUACUAGUUUUAUGGUUCACCUCACGUGAACUCUCUUCUAUCUACCAUUCCUAUUAUUCUUAACACCUGGACUUUGCCAUCUUCAGGUAAACAUGAACAAUGAGGUCAUGCCCGUCUUUUUCAAUGCUGCAGAUAAGUGGCCGGGAAUGAUCCAUGAGCCACUGGAUCAAGGCAACUGUGCCGGUUCGUGGGCUUUCUCCACCGCAGGUAAGCAUUCCAAUUAUAGAAAGUCUGCCAUCGAUGAAGCUGCAAGUCAGAAUCUAGAUACAACAUAGCAUAAAUAGUUCAAUAUAUAUAGUGUGUGUAUAUUGAAAGAAGGUACAUAUUUCGCUCUUUAGAUCACUAAGUAUCGUGAAUGAAGACACGUAUGAUAGAACUGCACCAAUGAAUUCCAUGAAUCAAGCACAGAUAAUGGCAUAACUAAGUUUAGGGUUCACCGUGGAUUGCCACUCCCAGUAGGAACUCUGCUAGAAUUUACCCCCACAGAGACACAUGUUAAUUAAAGUAAUGCAAUUUUCUUUGAGUGCCAUAUAUAUAUAUAUAUAUAUACAUAUAAAAGGAUAUAUAAUAUAUGUUAGCCUCUAAGGGACUGUAGGAUUUCACUUCCCUUUGUUGCUUUAUAAACUCCUUCAGUGCAUGAAUUUCACACAUAUAGACAGGCAGUGUGUAUUUAAAACAUCCUGCUUAUGUCAUCAGUGACUAGUCCUGCCUGAAAAGAACGCAGUCCCUGUAAGUUUCCAUAGGAAUUCAGCCAUGCUGACAAGUGAGAAGUAAUGUAAUUGUGCUCAGCAUGCAAUCUACUGCAAAGAUAUUCAAACACCAGGACUCCAGCUAUUAAUGAUCUACAGCUACUAUGAAACAUUGCCAGUCAAAAUGCUAUGUGUUUUGCUGGCAAAGAAUUUUGGGAGUUUUAGUUGCCCACACUCAAUAUCAAUAUACAUUUCAAUACGGAGAUUAUAUUUCUAAUACUUACAAAUAUAAUAGUUUCCUGGAAUGGCAGCUGCGGAACUCCAGGUACCAAAGACAAUACUGUUAUUCAGUAACGUGAGAAUUGUUGGGACGUCCAAAUGAAUUCAAACGUUAGACCAAAAGAGCUGAACUGGAAGCAUUAGUUAACUUGGAAAAGUUUCAACCUUAAAUUUGAAAUUCACUUUGAAUUACUGACCUUUCUCACUGUAGUGAACAUCCUUAAAUGUCACCAAUAUAACUGCAAUGUUAGCAGUUACACUAAAUAUGCCCAGGCAAGGCAGUACAUAAGUCAGAAUGUAAACAUGGACUUGUUAUCUGGGUCACGGCUAAGUAGCAGAUAAUGUGUGUCCCCAUGGUGAACGCAAAAUAAAUUCCAAAAACAAUAUACAGCAGCAAAAAAGAUUCCAUGGGGACAGCGCGGGGCUACUAAGCGCUGUGCCUUACAUAGUUAGGUUUGUUAGGACAAUAUGUAUGCUUGCAGUCAUUAACUUUAAUUAAUACGUGGAAGAAGAAUGCUGAGUCAAAUUUAGGAGUUGAGUUAAAGCACAUUUUCAUAAUGUUUUUUACAACAUGAGGAUUCUGUAUCUCAAACAGCCAUUAUGGAAACUAUUUUAGAACUUUAACCUAAAAUUACACUUUGCACAGAAACUUCAAAGUUACUGUAGAAGAGAAUAUUAAUGUUUUUUUUCUGUUCAUCCUAGAAAAAAGUAAAUAGUAAAAAUAAAUAUGAACAUAAAAAUAAAUAAAAAUGAUCUAUACAUGUGUUUCAAAUUAUGUGUAGAUUUAAUGUAUGUACAGCAGAUAACUAUACACAGUGCAAAAAUAGUACACAACUGUGAAUUAGUUUGCUUGUAUAAUGCAAAAACCGAAAAGGUUGCAAGAUAUAGUGAAGGGCAGACGGCAUGUUUAUCUUAUCAGAGGAAAUACUAACAAAACAAUGGUGAUGUACUUAUAGGGUAAAUAACUUAAUCUUCCUUUGUGCCAGGCACUAUUUUGGUAAUAUGAUACAUGAAAUUAUAUUCUACUGUGUAGAGCCAAGUAUGAAAAAAGCACUAUGAUGCAAUAAAUAGAGUACAAUAUUGUAAAUAUUGUACACCAUAAACUAGACACAGACUUUGUUAGCUACCUGCUAGGUGUGAGAGGUUGGAGGCUGCCAUCUACAGGCAGUUAAAGGGUGGUGCAUAAACAAGCAGUUCUGGCUGUAGACAAUAGACCUGGAAAAUGUCUAUGCAUGAGUUAGAGUAAAUUAGUGAAAUUUUUUAAAAGUACAUAGAUUUCAAAAUAGAUACCACAUGAAUAUUUAUUUGAAAUAAUUCUCCUACUUCUCUACAUGUGAUGCACAGAAAGAUUAAGAAAACUAGCACAAAGAAAAUUCUGAAACAAAACUGUAAAAGUAAAACAGCCCCCACUGAGUUCUGGCUCCACUCUUGAGACCUUGCCGCAGAACUGAUGUGAACUUCACAUGAGUUAUAUGCAUUGAAAACAUUAAGAUAAUAUUGAAUUCUUUCUUACUUUUUCUCCCCCGCAAAGCAGAAAUGUUCGCAUCAUUUAGGGGUCUGUCCAUACGAGUGGCCGUCAUGUAUUCUAUAAAAAAUAUUACCUAUUAGAGAUGAAUAAUAAAUUCUGCUUGUUGUUUAAAAGCAAAUAAUAGUAUUACCAAACACAUAUUUACAGCUUCUAAAGAAUUAAUAACAAGAUGUCUUCUUGUUAAAAGCACGAGUGCAGAUGUGUCGUAUGAAUUAAUUUAUUUUAAAAUGUGAUUCCGUAAAUAGCUUGUCCUCAUCGUCAGAAGUAAUAGGUGACUAGGGGGCCUUAGAUUUAAAUCUUUUCUGGUCACCUUGUUUCUAUUCUGAUCACAGUAAUAGUGAACUUUCCUGUUAACAAAUUUGAGCACAAAUAGGAUAAUAAUGGUAAUGACCAGAAUUGUUUUCCCAUCAGGUGUACCACUGACCAUAACCACUAAGGUUAUAAAAUAUCAAAUUAGUUGAAAAGUAUAUAAACAAAUAUAAAAUCAGGGCCUAAGUAAUUUUAAUAGUAUGUAAAUCAUCUGAAAAUGUACAUAUUUUUUUUUGUUUUAUGUCUCCAGCGGUUGCAUCGGAUAGACUUUCCAUUCAGUCAAUGGGUCACAUGACUCCAGCUUUGUCUCCCCAGAAUCUGCUUUCUUGUGACACUCGGAACCAGCAUGGCUGCAGAGGGGGCCGGGUGGAUGGAGCUUGGUGGUAUUUAAGGAGAAGAGGGUAAUGACGCUGGAUAAUUGGAUAUGACAUUGGAGGCAGUCCUGUUAUGUGUUAUUUCUGAUAAACAAAGGAUACAGAGCUGAUGGAAUUGUUUAAGAUAUGUGCCUAGGUUUCUCUACCGCUGUGGAGCUAUGUGUAACCCAGCAGCAUUUGCCAGUGUAUAAAACUAGAAAUGAAUUGGAUUAAUCGGUGUUGUAUAAAUCAUAACUAUUCGUUGUCAGAAUCUAAAUGGUAAAGACCAAUAUUGGUCUGUAUACUAGAUUUAUCUGCAUUUCUGAUAACACAAUGUGUUACUUGAUUAAGAAACAUUAAUCUGUUCUGUCGUUUCUUUAGAGUUGUGACUGAUGACUGUUACCCAUUCGCGGCUACAGCAACAAAUGGUCAACACACCCCUUGCAUGAUGCACAGCCGUUCAGCAGGACGAGGGAAGAGGCAGGCAACCUCCCACUGCCCCAACCCACAUUCCUAUUCUAAUGAAAUCUACCAGUCCACACCAGCCUAUCGCCUGGCUUCCAGUGUGAGUCAAUUGUAGCUCUGUGUGUGGACACAUCCUUGCAUAUUAAACAUACUGUCAGUGAUACUUUAUCCCACAUUCUAUCUCUUGUUUGCUAUACAUGUUAUGCAUCAUUCAAAGGAUUACCCACUUAAGUGAAACUUCAGAGUGAAUUUAUAAUGUAAAAACAAGGUAAUCAAACUGAAAGAAUAACUGACAGAUAAUUUUUCCAGUUCGGCUAUUUUGAUCUUGAAAUUAACCUUAAAUUCUUACUUUGGAGAAUCAGCCUGUCCGUUUUGCCAUUGUUUCUCUACACUAAACCCUGUUUGCAAUCAUUACUACUACCAUACGCAUAUAGCCACUGUUCCUGCAUCAUUGGUGACAUGCUUUAAAUGUGACUUGUAUGCUUAUGCUACCAAAUGCCAUUACCCCAACUGCAUGGAAUAUUAGCAUAUUUUAGUAAGAGAGUGAUUAAAUCUAUCACUAAUAAUUUUCUUAUCGUUCUUUAAAACUGUUCAUAUUGUUGGUAUUUAAUAAGCCUAUAAGACAUCAGCCUAUAAUGCUUUCACUAUCGUGCUACCCAACUUUUGAUCUGUGUUAUUUUACUUUACUGAAGCUACAUGCACAGACCUCUGUUGGGAAACAAACAAUCUCUCCGUAUCAAUACUGGCAGCACACAACUGUACGCGAACAAGAAUAAUAUGGGUGACGUUGUGUUGACAUAGAUUCCCACCCUCCUCCUAAUUUUUACACAAACACACCAGUAUUGUAUUUGAAUAUUUUCUAAAACAGGAGAUGUAUAUUAAAUGAAGUUAGUUUAAUAGCCUUUUCAGUGCAUUUUGAAGAUAUUUGUCUAUUUUAUUAAUUUAUUACAUGACACACACAUAUCCACCUAAUCUGAUUUAGUUUCAAAGUGAUAAAGAUUUGUUCCUGGUUUUGUUUUUCAGGAGAAAGAAAUAAUGAAGGAAUUGUAUGAGAAUGGGCCUGUGCAAGGUUAGUUGUGUAGGAUGGCUAACUCACUAUGGACACGUUUUGUGGGAUGUUCCUGGUAUGCAGUGGUUAGUAGCUACCAAAAGUGGUGCAAGGAAGAACAAACACUGCAUAGGCGUCCGUGUCAUGAGUGUCCAUGGCUCAUUGAUGCACAUAGGGAGUUAAUGCUAGCCCAUCUGGUCCGAUCACACUGAAGUGCUGUUAUAGCUCAGAUUGUUGCAAACUUCAUGCUGGCCAUGAUUUAAAUGUUUCAGAAGACACAGUGUGUUUCAGUUUGCUGCAUGUGGGACUGUGUAGCCGCAGACUGGUCAUGCUGAAAGCACCUUCAAUUGGGGACUCAUGGCUCCGACAUACACUCAUUGCUCAGACAUACUGCGCUCCCAACUUAUGUGCAAGUGCUAUAUUUGUAUCUGUUCCCGCUACAUUGUCUAUAUGGUAUUUGACUUUCUAGCCUUACUAUCGCUCAGGAACCUUUGCUGCCUGGAGUGACCCAUUUUGAUGAACCUGACCAUGUCAUUGUCUUUCUCCUGUUCUGUACCUCGCUAAACUUGCCCUAGUCAAUUACUGCAUUCUGAGCUCCUCCCUCUGAAAUGCUGAUUGCAUUAGAAAGGUGGACUUAGGAUAUUACAAUCGACAUAAACACAAUAUAUAAAAACAUAUACACAGUACAGUCUGGGCUCUACCAGAGGGUUGGAUGAAUGUGCUGGCCAGUUACUGGUCCUUUGAAACUCAGCUGUCAAGUUGCAGAUGUUAUAGCACUAGACCCCCUUUCUUAUCAUUGUAGUGAUUAUGGUGCUUUGAGUUUAUGGCUCCCAACCAAAGUUUAUUGUUGAUAAGAACCAGGGCUCUCCUUGAAUGGCGUAGCCCCAGCCUUCUGAUGCUGUUUGGAUAAAAUACAUUCCCGCAUUAGUUGUGCAAGUCCGACUAAUAAACAAGGGUAGUGAUUGGCUGUGAAUGCUGGGGAGGCUUAGCAAACCCAGGCAAGCCCUUCAUAGUGCGACUCCAGUACCAUUCCACAAUAUAUCCAUUGGUACCUCAUGAUUUAUUCACUUAACUGUUUAUUUUUCAGCUAUUAUGGAGGUACAUGAAGAUUUCUUUAUGUAUAAGAGUGGAAUCUAUAGGCACACACCAGUGAUGGCAAAUGAACCAGAGAAAUACCGUCGUCAUGGGACACACUCUGUAAAGAUCACCGGGUAAGUAAAGCUUGGGCAUGGGUUUAACACUUAAAUUAAAAAAGAAACCUUGACUUUUUCUAUCUCUCGUUCUCUUCCCUUUACCCUUACUCUCCCUUCUUAUUUGGAACAUGUGUUGUUACAUUUUUAUUAUAAAUAAAUAAGUGGUCGGCAAUUAAGUUUAAGCUUAUAAUUAGUGAUGUCCCGAACAGUUCGCCGCGAACGGUUCGCCGCGGACUCAUCAUUGAGUAAACUUUGACUCUGUACCUCACAGUCAGCAGACACAUUCCAGCUAAUCAGCAGCAGACCUUCCCUCCCAGACCCUCCCACCUCCUGGACAGCAUCAAUUUUGAAGCUGCAUUCUUAGUAAGCUGUCCAGGAGGUGGGAGGGUCUGCUGCUGAUUGGCUGGAAUGUGUCUGCUGACUGUGAGGUACAGGGUCAAAGUUUACUCAAUGAUAAGUCCGCUGCGAACCGUACGUGGCAAACCGUUCGGCGAACCGUUCGGGACAUCACUACUUAUAAUUAAAACAUGUUUUGUAUUUGAAUUAAAUGUUCACCUAAAAAAAAAAUGUUGCGUUAAUCAAAAGACAAUACAAACUAUAAAAUGUAUGUCAAAUGAACACUUCAAGUAGUUGUAUGACUUUGAUGAUGAUGAUGAUAAUUCAGUUGGCUAAAUUAAAACGAAACAGAUGUCUAGUGUUUGUGUUGGGAAUUAAAAUCUGUGCAGCCUGGGUCCACUUUACACAUACACAACUUCCUGCAGAACUCCCAUGAGGUUUUAGCAAUGCAACUUUUAAAAUGUUUUAAUUUGAUAUUACAUAAAAGUCCAACAAGGUAGUCUUUACAUUUCAAUUGCCAUUCUAUCCACCUGCAAUGCUUUCUGACAUUACAGAAAUAUUUAAUAGUCUCUCACUACUAGCCCAAUACCUUCAACUGUUUUGAGAGAGCAUAACAUUUCAUCUAAACAAUGUGCUGGCAGAUUUGCUGUAUAGAUUGGAAGAAAGAUAGGUCUUUCUUUCACCUGUCAUAGAAUUGUGCCAAAGAAAUGACAAAAAAGUGAGAGUGCAUAGACCUCCCAGAAGCAGUCCAUCUGCUCUCCACAAAUGAGCUGUGGUUGCUAUGGUAACACCCUAGCUGACGCUGCUAGCUCUAACUAGGUAGCAUAAGAAUAGAGUGACUGACAUUGAAUGUCGAUCCUGACGCUCAUUCAUUGGCUGAGAACAUCAGCUGACCACUCCCAGCCAUCGAAUGCGUAUCCGUGAAUUGAAAUGAGGACUGACAUUAGCCAAACUGGAACUCUUGUCUGGGGCUGGCUGAUGAUGUCCUGUAACGCUGCCAGACCUGGAGUUACACCUCCAGCGGCAAAGGGUUUAGACUUGGUAUAUGCAGCGUUUCACAGCGAAAAUGUGCACAUACAGACUCCAGACAGCAUGAGCACCUCAAAUCACUGAAGUGGUGAUGGAACUUGGAGUAAUCUAUUAAAGUGAACGGAUCAUGACAGGGUUCAUUUAAAAUAUUAAAUAUUAUUUAUUUAACUUUAAAAACAGUGAAAAUGUGACCAUAAGAAAAGCAGAUAUUAUGUCCUGACUAUAUAUAUAUAUAUAUAUAUAUAUAUAUAUAUAUGGGUUUCUAUCUGACUUAUCUUUGUCAACCAUAUAUCCUCUUGUUCCUCUUCCCAAGGAAUGCUUUCCAUCUCUCUCUGACUCAAUCUGCUCCUUGGCACCCAUUAUUACAGUCUCUGUGCCAGUCUCAUUUUCUUUUCUUUUUUUGUUCAUUUGCUCAUCUCCUCUGUGAUUCAGCCAUCAGACGCACUCUUGGAGGUUAUAGGCAGAGUCUGCUUCACAGGUCCCUGAAAUAAGCGGAAGGGAGAGGCAGGAAGCAUUAAGGAGGUCCCUGAGGAUAGUGGGGCACAAAGAGCAAUUUACUGAACACUAGCUAUCUCCACCCAUGGAGACUUCAACAUUUCCUUUAAGGAAUAACCCUUUCUCUGCAGGAAUAUGUUGUUCGUUAACUGGGGUCCAAGACAGGGACAGAAAUGGAACUUAUAUGGUUACGUUUGUGGGAUACAGAGCAGUGUGCAGUGAUUAAAACAAUGUGAAGUGAGUGUAAGAUAAUGCAGAGCAAGAUACAGCAUGUAAUAUAAGUAGGAUAAAGAGCGACAUAUAUUCUAUUACACAGAACAAUCUGCAGUAGAAAAAAUGAGGUAUAAUGUUGUUAAAGUAUAGAGCAGUGCACAGAGACAGAUAUGUGAAUGUUUUAAAAUCACAGGGAUAGAAAGCAGUGCUGAGUUUAAUAAUAGAUACAGAGCAUCAUUCAGGGGGCAGGUAUGUGUGUGGAAGUGGGGUUAAAGAACAGCAUACACUGACACAUAUGUAGUAUAUAUAAUCUACAUACAUGAUCUGCCUGUAAUUGUAAUAGUCAAAUUAUGGUUUCCAAUGCUGUACUGAAAUAAUGCAUUGCAUUUACACGAUCAAUAAACAUUAACCUUUUGCUACACUAAACCUAAACUCAAAUAUCCCCAAACUGUAGAAUAUUACUAUGUUCCUAUUUACUAUUCAUAGUAGGCAUGGAUGUCUAAUGGGUUAAAAAGAACAGAUGGUACUUUGCUAUGCUUUACCAUAAGAACUCUGGGAUGUGGUAAUUGGGGAUCUUGUCCUUAUAUGGCUAGGGUUAUAUUCUGACGUUAUUAUGGUCAUAUCUAUAUAGAAUAGUGAACAAAAGACGGGCUUCUUGUCGGGCUGUUCUGUAGCUAUGUAGAAUCUAACUCUCCAUUCAGGAGUCCAGCAAUUACCAUCUGCUGUUGAACAUCCAUUAGUCUGUAACAUUCUUUGUUGUUUUAUUAUGUAUCAGUAACUGUAAGAAUGAACCAGAGGAAACUUUAAGUCAGAUUAGGUAUUAGUAAUUUUGGUUUAUAUAGAUCUUUAUUAACCUGGUGAAGCUUUAGCCCUAGAAGCUAUAUAUACAAGACUUAUUUCAAUCACCCUUUGAAAAAACACAGAAGAACAAAUAUAUCACAGACACUAAGCAUUACAAUACCGUAACACUUACACUAACACAAUCCUAAGCAUGUAUGUUUCCUUUGGCUUGUUCAGUAGCAAGUAAAGUAUGCAGUCAACAGCUUCAUAGUAGCCCAUUUAUAAAUUAGCCCAUGUCAUUUUGCUCAUAUACAUAUUACCUGCAUGCCAUAGAACACAAUUUAUUUUCAGCAGUGCUGUUAUUUAUAAGUAAAUAAUUAUGAAAAUGUAUUCAUAUCAUGUGCAACAUAUUAAAGGGACCUGACAGUAUAGUCACCAGUAGAGUAAGAUACCUACUUUGUAAUUAUGUUAAAGGUUCAUUUCUUUAUUUGUUAGUAAUCGUUUGCUUUAUUUUCACACGGUCUUACUAGAUGGGGAGAGGAAAGAAGGGCAGAUGGACAAAUACAGAAAUAUUGGGUAAGACCACUUUUUGUGAUAUGUGCAUAUUUGUCACUAAAGACAUUCUUUUGUCUUUUUGGGACACAAGCAAAAACUCUGUGAAAGAUACAUAUAAAGCAACCUAAAAGGUUGCCCUCUGGGCAGUUCCCUCUCAAACAAGUUCUAAUUCACUGUACCGUUUGUAUAUUGGAUUGACCACAAACAGCAAUUUGGUACUGAAAUUCCAUGCAUGUCCCCAGUGUACAAGGGCUUCAGCAACCUUGAUGAUUGGUUUUACCUUUCAAAUGGUCUGUGUGAUUGUCUUUUAUAUGUUGGUUUUGAAAUCUUGUAGAUUUUUCCCAGAAUACAUAUGUUACAAUCACAAAUGUAGUGGCCAUCUUUAGAGAUCAACUUUGGGCUCAAGCUCGUACAUGCUAAUGUGGUUCCAGUUACAGUCUAAUCAAAGUGAAACUUGAAGCCUGGAGGAUGGUUUAGCACUAGCUGUAGAGUUCUGUAUGUUAACUGAAGGUCAUAGUUUCACUCCUGAUACUGUAUCUUGUAUGGUGAGUCAGCGCGAACAUUAACGUCAUUGGUUAUUGGUUUUCAUUAAGGAUCAGUCUCGUCUCUUCAUUUUCCAUUUGAUUGUAUUAACUCUGUUUGCUCGUCUGGUUAACAGUUAAAUGCAAUUAUUUUUCAUAGCAGCAUGUUAUUAAUGACUAGUGUAACUACGUUGUACCAAACGUUAGCUAUGCCUUAUAGAUCUAAGUACAACUGUCUUACAUGGUAUGUAAAAAUAAAAAUGUUUUCUCUUUUCUUUCUCGCUUACUCUUUAGCUGGCUGCUAACUCCUGGGGCACGGAAUGGGGAGAGAGAGGAUAUUUCCGCAUUGCCCGUGGUGAAAAUGAAUGCGAAAUUGAAGCCUUUGUAGUAGGAGUAUGGGGAAGAGUUGAUAUGGAAGACGUUUCACGCAAAAAAUAAGGGGUCCAUGGACACUGUUUUUCUAUUUGGGCAAAGGGAUAGGUUAGAUCCUAGCUCAGACCCUCAGACUUUUAUUUCUGAAAACUGCAAGCUGAAUCAUGAUGUCAAAGGUGUAUCCCUCUUAUACUUAGGGGUAAAUGUGGCUUUACAGGAAACCUGUGAACCUCUGUAGGUAUUUAUUUCUUCCUGUUAAUCUAAUCACAGGACCUUUUCCAUUUUAGCCUACAUGAGGGAUGUAGAACUCUCUUACAGGAGACAACUUUGAGCGUGCAUCAGCAAGGAAAAUGCCCAAUUCCCAUACUGAUUAAAUGCUGAUGUUCUGAAAUUUAGGGUUAGUAAAGCUUUCAUAAACUGAUCCUGGUGCACUAGCUCCCAUUUAUAAUGGGACUAAUGUGAUAGCAACAAUAAUUGCUCUAUUUGUGUAUUGUCACUAGCACAUACACACCUUAGCUAUUGUCACAUUCCCCAUCAGCAGUUACUCCUCUUCUGUGUCUUCACUACACCUUAGAAAUGCAAUGGAUUUGCAUCAUUAUGGCCACAGUAAUUUGUGGAAAUAACCAGGUUAUAGACAACAGAGAUACGCUGAGCUGCUCAAUAUUAAAAUCCUCAAUGUGAGCAGGAUGCAGCAGGGGUCCUGCGUGUAGUUAAGCUUACACUAUGGUGCUGACACUGGAGAUUCAGUGUGUGGGAUUUAGAUGGGAUAAUAGUGCACAUAAUCCUAUAAGCUCUGCAUGGAUCAAAGGGGUAUUGUUUGGUGCUAUGAACAUUAGGCAAACAGGCCUGUGAACUAGUCAAAAGCAGACAUUCCCCGCCGGACAGAACUUACAGGAGGGGUGAAAACAUCCCUACAGAGGACCAAAGUGAACUAAUGGCCCCAUUAUGUAUAAUGGGUUAAGACAAAAAAAGUUAUUUGACAUUAAGUAAGAAAUGGCUUGAGAAUCACGCUCUUUUUUUACUCCCUUUCUUUAUGGUUUUUCUCCAUGGCUUAUGUUAGGUCUUCCUAUUUUUUUGUAUAAACCAGAGUUUACCACAAAUAUUGCUGUAUCGCACUACUUUUAUAUAACCCAAUACCUGGCAGAAAUGACUACCAAUCCAGCGACUUUUCCAUAAACAAGGAAAUCAUUUUGGUUUCAAAUCUUUAUUAAAACAUGAAAUCUAUGCGGACAUAAAUCUAAAUAUAUAAAAUGUGAAAAUGAGUGUAACUUAUUUAUUGAAUUGUUCCGAAAAUAAACCUGUUUGUAUGACUCCCUCCUGUACAUUAUUUUUGAAUCCAGUAUAAAUGAAAUGCUGCUAUUUUCAAAUGAAUACAUCCUGGCACAGUGAGAGUUAAAAGAGGGCAGCUCUAACAUCCAGGAGGCACUAGGUUCUUAUUACAGUUUAUUCUCUAAAUAAUCAGAUGUUAGGAGCUCUAUAUUCAGAUGGUUUUGUUCCAGAUCUCUUAUAUUGCCCUAAAUAUUGCAUUUGGUCCUCAUUCACCCAGUGUGCAAUACGAAUUUGAGUUAAACGGAGUAUUUUAUGGUAUAAAAGGUAGAUAUGGACAUGAAUGUGCCAGUUUUUUUUUUUUAUUAUUCACAUUAUAGCUAUGAAACACCUUCACCCACCAGUAAACACUAUUUCUAUUUUAUAUCUUUUUUUCCCCAUUUACCUCUGCACCAAGCUGUCUGUAAAAGAGACAGCACAUGGGUCUGGGUACGGGCUUAGAUGGGAAAAGAUUUGUAAAGAUGGGGUGAAUUAUAUCCUUGGAUAGCAAAUCCUUGAGUGUUUUAAGAAGCUGUAAAGCUUCCUAGUGUAUAGCAAAAUAUAAAUGUAGCAAGGAGAGUUCAAUAGUAAAUUAAGCAUGUUUCAAUCCAAAAAUCCAUUAUCCCUGCAGAGAAGCCAGGUAUAAGUAAUCAUACUACAGCUAUGUAUGCCGCUCUUCCCAGAACCCUCCGACAUGAAAGUUGUCAAAGCAAGUGCAAAUCAAUACUUUACAAAGAGCUCAUCCCCACUGAAACCGUGCAUGUCUAUAUCUUGCCUUUGCCAGUCGAGUAUUAUGCACAUGGAUAUAAGUUUUGCUUGGCACAGACACUUGAAGUACACGAGUUAAACAAAUAGAACCUUUUUUCCCCCAAAACGAAUAUCAGCCCAAUUUGUUAUAAUGAUUGGGGAAAGCAUGCCACAAUCUACCUGAACUUUAGCUGCUGUCUUUCAUGGCCUUUAAGUUGCUUUCUUAGCUACAGGUACACUGUGAGGUGCAUAAUGAUACUUCAGCUAUACAUUAAAGGAACACACUAUAGUGCCAAUAAAACAAAGUUGUUUUCCUGGCACUGUAGCGCCUCCCCUCCAUGGUGCAGAAGGAGUUAUAAACCCCAUCUGUUGCUUACCUGAGUGCAGCACAGAUGUCCCGUAGACAGCCACUAGAGGUGCAGUUAACCCAUAAAGGUAAUUAUUGCUGCACACUUGAAAUGAUCUACACAUCCAGUACAAAAGAGUGGUGGAUUACACAGCCUUAUCAAGAACAUCAAUGGAUAUAGGUUUUGAUAGAAAGUCUCCAUACCCAUGUGCUGUACGCCACUGGGUAAGAAAACUGUCCAUAACCAACCUAUCAAUUUAGCAAUAGAUACAAGUAUGUCAGGGCAGGAUGGUACAAAGGUCACCAAGGCUUUGGUCAGAGAGCUCAUAUCAUGGUCUCCUAACUAAGCCCCUUUUUUCAAUUUGAAGGAAGCAGAAUUUAGCUUCAUAUACAUCCUGCAUGAUCCUGUCCAUGAGCAGUCCCAGAGGUAAAGUACCUGAAAGGUAGGUAGGUCAGGUAUUAGAGGGUGAGAUCACAACCAAGAAAGAUACCAAACAGAAUCAAGUAGCACAUGAAAUAAAUAAGGGGUAGACAAUCUUCUACACUGUAUCUGGUCAGAAGUCCAUUCACCAGCCUCCACAGAAUAAAAGUGCCAAACAAAGAAGGGCAUGCUCAAUGUGAGUGAAAAUUUUUGUUCUGGAUGUGCACUGCUUACUUGGAGUUGCUAUUGCUUUUAUUAACCUUUUACUGAAACGUUUAGAAUAAAUCUUUAAUCUGUCAAUAAAUGUGUAUUAUGCUUUAUCUAAUGAGGGGGAGAGUUUUCUCCUUAUAUC
This is a messenger RNA of Pelobates cultripes (western spadefoot toad), 38880 nucleotides long. The record is from the annotation of a GenBank genome assembly. NCBI's taxonomy places the organism in Eukaryota, Metazoa, Chordata, Amphibia, Anura, Pelobatidae.